CACCGACCGGAUCACAGACUCUUGUUGUCAGUCACUUUCCCGGCGAACAGACGGCAGCAGCAACAGCAGCAGGCGGAGCGGAGACGGCAAUCCCCCCACACGCACACAUCUACCCCACCCCUUUCCAAAACCCCCCAGAAACGGAGGCAGGAGGGGAACAAAACCUUGCGGGACACCUGUGCUGCUGGAUUCCCUCUUUUGGGGCUUUGUUGAACAUUAUUAGAAAAAUAAAUUCACACCCAGUUUUUGGGUUAUGUGGACGAGCAGCGGAGAUCAGUAAAACUGGGAUGUAAACGCAGAAAAAGCGACCAAAUCUGCUUCGAUUGGACUGUGGCGAAGCCGUCGGCGGCACCACCAGUAGCACCAGCACCAGCAUUGGUCGGUCGGCGGAUGGAGAUGCGUUGUGAAGGCGGAGGGAUGAUGAUGAUGAUGAUGAUAUAGCAGGUUGCUGCAGGGUCGUGCCGCAUUGCCUGGCCGCCGCGAGCGACGCCGGGGAGUCGGUGAUGCUGUCGUCGUCAUUGUGCCACAGAAAGAGAGAAAAAGAGAGGAGAGGCUCUGACAUGGAGGGAAGCGGCUGUCUGUCGACUCCGAGCUCAGGCCGCCCGGAUCAGCAGGUUGGAUGUACCGCCUGAAGGCUGGAGGACCUGAUUCAUGAUAUACAUGGUGGGAAAUUGUGAUAAAGUUGAAUUCUUUGUGGUGGAACUGAAUUUUUUCUGUGCGCAAAAAGUGAAUGGCCCAUAUGUUGAUUAUGCAUCACAGGAGCAUCAUAGCAGCUGCGUGUGUGCCAGUUCAGGGUGGAUUACGUCUACAGAGCAGCAGGCCUCCAUCUGAAGUCAGCUACUGAUCAGGAAAGCGUGAAGAAAACACUUCAGCAUACUUUCUUACCCUGUUGCUGCUCGGGGGGUAACCAUUUGUACUGGUGUUUCAUUGGAAGCUGGUGUGGUGUGAUCCCCCGUGGAGGGACAGCUGUUGCAAAAGAUGACUCACUUACAGGCUGGUUUGUCUCCAGAGACACUGGAGAAGGCCAAGGUAGAGCUGAAAGAAAACCCUGAGACUUUACACCAGGACAUCCAGGAGGUCAGGGACAUGAUCAUCACCAGACCGGACAUCGGGUUCCUCAGGACAGACGAUGCGUUUAUCCUCAGAUUCCUCCGAGCCAGGAAAUUCAAUCACUUCGAGGCGUUCCGGCUGCUGGCACAGUAUUUUGAGUACAGACAGCAAAACCUGGACAUGUUCAAGAACUUGAAAGCAACUGACCCGGGCAUUAAGCAGGCCCUGAAGGAUGGUUUCCCUGGCGUGCUCUCCAAUCUGGACAGAUAUGGCAGGAAAAUAUUGGUCCUGUUCGCUGCCAACUGGGACCAGAGCAGAUACACGUUUGUGGACAUACUGAGGGCUAUCUUGCUGUCAUUGGAAUCUAUGAUAGAAGAUCCCGAGCUGCAAGUCAACGGCUUCAUCCUCAUCAUUGACUGGAGUAACUUCACCUUCAAGCAGGCGUCCAAACUGACUCCCAGCAUGCUGCGGCUGGCUAUCGAGGGACUGCAGGACAGUUUUCCUGCCAGAUUUGGAGGGAUCCACUUUGUGAACCAGCCCUGGUACAUUCACGCUCUCUACACCGUCAUCCGACCCUUUCUUAAAGACAAGACAAGGAAGAGGAUCUUCAUGCAUGGUAACAACCUAAACAGCCUCCAUCAGCUCAUCCACCCAGAGAUCUUGCCAUCGGAGCUUGGUGGGAUGAUGCCACCCUACGAUAUGGGGACAUGGGCUCGAACACUGCUGGACCACGCAUAUGACGAGGAGACUGACUACUGUCCAGAGUCCUACACCCUAUCAGUACAAGACCUGGAGAGAGACCUGGAGAAAAACCUUUCCCCAAAGACCAUGAAGAGGUCUCAGUCGGUGGUGGAACCGGGAGUCCUGAAGCGACCAGACAAAGUCAAGAGCGAAGAAGACAACAUGCAGCCGCUGCUUUCGCUGGACUAAAUCGUGCAGUAACAGCUCAAAAGCAUACUCGAAUCAAUAUUUACACACACAAAUACACUGACUUACUGUGCACAAGCAACACGCGCCCUGAAAAACACCUUCCUCCAGGAAAUGCUGCUGCUGCUGUUGGAUUCACGUUUUUCUCCAAGUCAUGGAAAAGCAAGCAGCAAGAGAUGAGAAGGACGUUUCCUCAGACUUAAGGGCAUCCUAAGAGCUACUGAUGGUGUUCUAUAUAUUUAUUUAUUUAGUUAUUUGUCAAGUGCCAAUUCCAGAAACUGUAAAUUAACGUCUUUAAACAAUCCAGUAUGGAGCAGGGAAGAGACGCUCAAGAGAGUGAGUUGUGAAAGUAUAGUGUUUACUACACUUGUACAGCAUAUAGAUGAUAAAGAAUAUGGAAAAGUGAACAUGAAACUUCAAAGAGGGCUUGGGGCCAGAGCUCUUGAGCUACAGUUUUUCCUUUUUUUGUACAGUAAUUUGAGGAAAAAUGCCCCAUAUGGGCAAGAAGCACGGCUCAGGAUCAGCAGCAGUGAUGGCGAUCAGCUUGUUUAACCUCCUGGACCCAAACUGGCAAACAGGCAGUGGGUUUACUGGGAGUUUACUGGGGGUUUACUGGGGGUUUGGCAUCUUUCCUGUGAAAACAAUGUCCGAACUCUUGGUUCUCACUCCAGUUAUCUCUUGGAAAAGCAAACCCCCCUUUACGGUAAGAGUUGGCUCUAUGUAUCAUUUGUUUUUUUUUGUUUUCUUUUUCCUUUUAGUCAUUCUCUCGCUUGUUUCUGACCCAUAUGUCACAGAGCACAGCACUGUCUUCUACCAUUAGGGAUAACACAAAGCUGCUGUCUUUUACUUUUAACAUAGACUCACAUAAUUACAUAUUUGUUUGGCAGACCAAAGAUAUAUUUUCUGAAUUUAGAUGGACAAAUAAAUGAGGCAAAGUUUUGUAGAAGCAGGGAAAGGCCAAGUGUAUUAUCCUCUCCUGUGACUUUGUGACACAUCUGUUGGAUGUAAUGGCAGUAACAAGCUUCUGAAAACAUAUUUCCGUCAUUUUAACAGGGUAUGCAUAUUAUUAUUAUAAGAUAUUUAGAGAUUAAAGCAUCACAUUGGUAUGUUUUGCAUGUUUUUUUGGGGAAAUCACAUUUACGUUAUACGUUAUUGUUGACCGAUUAUUUUCUCCUAUAUACAAAGGCAGACUUUUUCCUUUUUUAAAUUAUCCCAUUCACAGUUUUUAAAUCCAUUUGAACUUAUUAUUAGUAUUUUAUAAGGCAUUUAAAAAUCAGCUAUUUGUAGUCUGAAACCCUAUAAUUACCAGAUUAAUCUGAAGAAUUAAAAUGUCCACAUCACUGUUUGAUGAGAAAAUUAUUCCAUUACCACUGUCAGGUAGUGCAAAUUUGAUCCUUUUUGUGUUAAGUGUUUGGUUUGCAGCAUCUUUAAGGAUACUCUUUGAAGCUUAAGAGUGCUGUUAGAACGUCCUGACAGCACCUGAAUGCACCGAGACAUUUUCAGUGAGGUAAUUGGUUAACUUCAAUAAUUUAACAAUUCAGCUGAUAAUGACACGUAGUGAUUAACAAUUUAUUAAAUCCAGGAUUAAAGUUAAUUGUAUUGUUAGAAUGGCUGCAGUUAUUUUCUGUACAGGGCAGUUAAAAGGCUUGUAUUAAAUCCUAUUUCAGGCUAUCUGUCACUGAAGUGGUAACAGAGAGUGCACUUGACAUUUUAAAAGGAUAUUAAGGCAAACAAGUGGGCAGAUUUUGUUUGUUAAUGACUAAAGUCUAAAUCAUCCCUAUAAACAGAUAUCUGUAUAAUAAUAUUCAUGAAACUAUUCCUUGUUUCCAAUGGAUAAUCAUAUUUGAGUUUGUAUGCAGCCAGGUAAAAAGUCUGUCAAGCAAUCAACUGCAGUCUGAUGAUGAUUUCUCUAUUAUUAGAUGUCUUAUUUCAAACAUAAUAUCUUUUUUCAGCUAUCCCAACUAACCAGGUUAGUCCAAGACUGAGUUCAGCAGUCUAGCUCAUAGGUUCACCAACUGUAGUCAAAGUAAUACCAGCUGUCUGUUGCAUUUGAACCCUUUAACGUCCUGAAGCUCGGUCCAGCAAAAGAAACAAAUCCCCCCAUUUGAGGUUCUGCUUGUUUUACUUUUGCUUCUUUCAAUUUGUUUAUUCCAUCCUUUGUUUUUUUAGGUGAAGAAGGCUAACUAUAGAUACCAGGAAAUAACGAUAACAUAGUGCACUCAAAAUGAUGAUUUUUGAAGUGAUCCUCCUAAAAAGAAUCAGUUUAAACGCUGACGAUGUCAUUAUUAUAUGUAUGUUUACUCGAGUUAAGAGAAAAGAGUAACUUUCAAGUGCAACAUUUUAUACUAAAUUAUAAGAUUAAUUACUUUAGCAGUCAGAAAAUUGUCCUGUAGUAUUUAAACUGACACAGUUUUCUAUUUCCUGCACUUAUCGUGUGUUAAGUUGGACUUUCUCCAUAUACAUGAAUGUAGUCCUGAAGCAGUUUGACAUACUUUAGUUUAGGUUCUUCCACAUCAACUAUUCACCACGAGCACACGAAGUGCAAAGGUGUGUCAACCAAAUGUUAAGAAGGUGGAGAGCACAGCGGGAAGGAAAUACGCGCCUCUGACGGGCAGAGCAGCAGAGUGAGGCUGGCAAACAGACAGCCGAGCAGAUCACAGAAUAAAGGCCGGCAGGCAGAGAGUGUGAGGUGGCCCGCUGCAACGAGAGCAGACAGCUGGAAUGUUAAACUAUCACACCAGCGCACACGACAUGUCAGCCCCGCUUACCGCAGCUCAGAGGCUCUACAGGCUGUACCCUGUGCAAAGUCGAGUCAGACUUGUUCUUAAUGGUUUCUCCUUCGGCUCAGUGUGAUCUGUGUGCUUCCACUGAGGUUUAACAUCAAACACAGAGGGAUAAUAAUCUGGCAGUGUGAUGGCGAUACUGUGUUUUUACUGAAUAUGUGAUCAGCCUGAUCCUCUAAGAGCAGACAGUGGCUACAGAAACAGUGUGAAUAGGCUGUCAUGACACCUAGUAUUGUAUGAUUAAGUCCAUUGUACGGUCUGAUUAAAUUUUUAUUAUAAAUUCAACCUUUGCUGCACCUGCUGCUCGAAUUUUGUGUUCAAGGAGUAAAUUAUUUAUUUUCAGAAAGAGGCACAUUAUAUAGAGUUGAGACCAAACCUAGAUUUCCACAAAGUAUCUGUACAAGAAUUUUGUCAUUUGUACAAUUACUCAUUAUGACAAAAUCCAUAAAAUAUACAAUUGGUUCAAUAUUUUUUCUAAUGCAACUAAAGUGCUGUGGAGCCUAUUUGGAACCAACCCCAUUAGUCAUCAUAUGCUAAAUGUGUUCAAUAUUUUAUUAUAUAACUGACCUUGGAUCUGUUGUUAAUAAUCCACUUAUACUGCUGCCAAUACAUAGUCAUCCUAGUACGUCAAACGUUGUCUUUUUGUCUGUGCUAUUGCACAAAUACCUAAAAGCUGCCCUCUGACGUUGGUGUCUUGACACAUCGGCUGUGGCAGAAUGAGACACGAACAGACAGUGGUCCUGCUUUUGCAGAGCAGCAGAUAGACAGUGGUGGAGUGACUCACCCAGGAGACCGCUGUCCACAUUUUAUUUUGCCUCGUUUGCACUCACUUUUUACGUUAAUAGGCUGGUUAGGUUUAGGCAUCUCAAACUCCUUUUUUAGUCCAGUUGGUUAGGACAAUAUUGUGAUUUGGUUUUAAAUAUGCAGUUUGCAACAGUGAUCCUGGACAUGUAGGUAAUCCAUAUAAAUCUGAUGAAAAGAGGUAUUUUAGAAGCACCCUACAUAACCACUUGGGUGUGACAGACCUGUCUCAGUAGCUGUUGUAUUAUGGCACAGAUGGCAAUGAACACCGUGUGCGUAACUGUGAGACUUCAGCUGCUUUCUCAAAAUGGCAAUAUUUGAUGCCCAAGGAAGUAGAAAGGAGUAUCUCUCCUGACAUCCCAUAAAACCGACAUCAGUAUUUCCUCUUUUGUAGAUGGAGACAGAGUACAAGUUAAUCUACAAACCAGUCUACAUAAUAAAGGCAAAAUUCUGGGGCUUGUGCUGUCUGAAUUUUAGACUAUUUUCACUGUAAUAACAUAUAAUGUGUUUGAUUAUGUUUUAGCUUUAUGGUCACACAAGAUAAACAACUUAAAUGAGUAUGUUUAGUUGUGUGAUAUGAUUGUCUUAGUUUGUCACCAAGUAAAACUACUAAGAAAACCACAAACAGUGCAAAGCUUCUAGAAAACUGGCUGAUGUGAUUGUUUUAGCAUUAGUAUUUGGUUUCAUUAUAAUGCUGAUAUCUGUAGAAAGAAGAUCGGAUCUUUGAUUUCCUUUAAUAGUUCGCUUGUAGUCCGAGUUCUACUAACCAAUCAUGUUGAAGCAUGUUAAAGGCUUGUGCUGGACAGUGGAGAACAAACACAUACUCGUAACUACAAGCUCUAAACCAAAGGCUAUAAUUUGUCAUUAAUUCAGGUUGUUACUGGCUUUUUAAAAAUUCAUAUUUAACUGUGUUUUUAAAAAGCACAUGGAACAGUCAGAUAUUGAUCAGUGUCCCCAAAGGCUGUCUUCAGGUGAUAGUCGAUAGAUUCCCAGAUUGAUUCUGAUGUACCUUUUGCAGCCACAGUUCUUAGUUCAAAUGCCCCUGUGUUCUCUUUCCUGAGAAACAAACAUUGUUGUCAAUAUAUUUCUCCCAUUUUAAAUAUGAUUAUGGGAUAAAUACAGCAAAAGACAAAGGUCAUCAUCAUUUAUUUCUCAUGUAUUGCAAAAUUUGAAGGCUGGCAUACCUGCUAAUUUGUCUUUUUAAGCUAUAACUGACCAAUCACUGUUCAGGGGAUGGAUUUAUUAGAAGAUCAGUUCUCUAUAAAACCCAGUUUACUCAUUCAGCUACAACUAAGAUUUUUUGCAACCGCUGCUUUCUGGGUUUUUUUGUUUCCUUUGUUUACUCAAACUUCUCAAAAGUCAAGUUCAAUCUAGACAUUUUUAUUAACAACAGCUAAAAAAAAAAACAUUUUAAAAAAUGAUCAUAAUCAUCUCUUCAACAUUGAGCUCUAUUAAAAGGAAACUGCUUUUGAUACACUACAAUGAUUGCAUCAUUAAAAGUCAUUUUAGGGGAAGAAACAUAAUAUGUGUUAUUUGAACUCCUUUUGUGAAGGCAGCACUCUUUCUUUACAGGAUUUCAGUGCCAAAGGUCCCCGUGACUUCUCGAUGCUUAUGACUGUGACAAAAAGGGUAAUAGGGAUGAAAAUUAUAGAAGAUUGCACUGGCAUCAUUAUGUGAACCUGCACACUGUCGUAUUUCCUUCAGAAAACUCCAGAUAUGCUAUCAGCCUUAAUCACAAAAUGGCGCUGAAGCAGUAAAGAGGCAGCGCAGAAUCAGACAUGUGAGAUGAAAAGGAUUAGGUAAACGCUGCCUACCACAACUUCUGACUGACAGCCAUGCUUCUGUGAUUACUUUCUCCAAAAUUCACCUGCAGAAUAAUUGCAAAUACAAAUUUAAAAGUAUAUUUCAUUCAUGUGACAUUUAUUUGCAGUCAACCCAGGUUAAGCCUAAAUGUUUUGCAGCAAUCUUUGAAAACAUCAAAGCAUCAAAGAUUGGGGAAAAAAUGUGAUCCACUUAAAUAAGAUGCUUUGUGUUACAGACCACAAGUCACAGGGGAGGGUUACCACAUACCUGCUUGCCUGUUUAAUCAUCCUUUUCAUUAACAUUUUAAGACAGCAACUUCAUUCAUCAAUGACAUCUUUUGAUGUUUCUGAUGAGUUGUUCAGACGUUGGUUAAGAUUAAUACAUAAGGCUUGGUCCAUGUACUAUUUUAUGCAGCUAAUAAUAAUUCUGACAGUGGAAGGCCUCACUGUACUUUGUUGUUGCAUGUUGAUUUGUUUGGCUUGUUCAAUACAAACACACACUUUCACACAGUUAAUUACUAGCAAUGUAAUCACAUCAACUCCUGCAGUUUUUCAUCUUUAACGGGAAUAUAAUGGUGUGUAAGUGCCAUUGUAGCUACACACACUAAACAGUAAAUCAGAGGAUGGGGUUAAUAUUCAACUUAAUAACUCCAAGAGUCUCCGAGACUAAAUGGUUAUCCUGCAAGCAACAAAUCACAAAACUAUGGAUGGUGCGCCAUUAUUAAUUCAUUUACUGGUUUAUUUUAGUCUUUCUCACAAAUUUACAGCUUUAAUCUGGUUUACUUGCCUGCGUGGGUUCAUCCUUAGGUAUAGAGUUCAGCUAACUUUCCGUGGGAAUCACAGCAGCAUUUCACAAAUAUGUAUUGUUUGUUGUCAGUGCUGGAAUUAGUGCACUACUAAUGAGGUAAAAGUCUAGAUUUAUUAUCGGUAUCAGUGCAGAUGUCAAAAAACAAAACUGAACUGUAUUUUCAGUCAUGGUCACAAUAGUUAUUUGAGUAGACCAACUUCUGGCACUCAUGAGGAUUUUUCCAUUUUAAGAAAGAGCAUUUUGCAAGUUUAAAAUUAUCAGUCACACUCCAAACAACAAAGUCUAAUCACCUUUUGUUCACACUACAAUAGAAAGCUGUUGCCAUCAAGUGUUUUAGUUGCUGGUUUUGUUCACUAGAUGUUGUGGAUAUAUUUUUCACAGUUGUAAAACUCAUGCAGUAGAACAGCAAGAGCCAGUACAAUCUGAAUAAGAGAUUCAGGAGGAAAUGUAAAGAUUACUACCAUAAACAGGGACACACGCACACACACACACACACAUGGUCACUCACACAGCCACUGUAGAUGCUUCCAGUUGUUAGGAUAAAAAGUUUACAUGAACUAAACAUCUGUAUACUGCUUGAAUAUAGCUAAACUGUAUCUCACUCAGAGUGUCCUGCAGGUUCACUGAUUAUUUUUAAAGUUAAUGUUGGUAUCAGAGGUUGUUUUGUUCAGUUGUAAAUCUAAAUAGAAUGAAAUGAGACACAGUGUUUUAUUACAGAUAUACUUUAUUGGGUGAUGCUUUGUGCUUUACCACACAUGCAAGACUUUUUCUUUUCCCUUGUCAGUAUUUUAUUAAAAUUGCUAUCUAUCUUGUUUAUUACACAGAUUGUUGUAUGAAGUGUAUACAGAAGUAUGAGUUUAAGAUCUGUUCUUAUUUAAGAAAUUCAGCAUUUUGAAUGUUAUUUCUGUGUUAUUGUUAUGUCAUUCCUGCUGAUUCUUGGAUCAAAGUAUUGCUUGGCACAUUCAGACACCAGCUAUAACAGAUGUAACAGUAUAUCAGUAUAUCAACCCGGAAGCAUUCAUGGAGGUCCUCAAAUGUUUGUAAUUUUAUCUGUCAUUUUAAUAAAUCUGAAGUAAGCAAUCUUAAAAAAGAAUAAUGCAAAAGCCAAAUGCUGCUAUUCUCCAGUGCAUUUAUCAUUUCAUGACACGCAAAAAAGAGAGACAUGAAUGGGACAUCUGUGAAUUCAUUUCUAGUCUUCUUUUUUAACUACAGAUGAGCCCAAAUCUGCAACAUGAGUUCAUUUGUUCUUCAUUUAAUUUUGAGUAGCUUAACUAAUCAUAAUUAAUGCCGUAUUUGCGCACCACUGAGCAUGGAACGAGCUCUGCAGGACUUGCAGAUGUAUCUGCAGUUUUCAAGUGACUUUGCAGCUUGAAGCAGGGUGAAUCACAGCUCAGAUUGCAGCGCUUUAUCAGCUCUUUGACACCUGAAGUUUUCUUUUCUUUUAGAAAUUACGAUUGCUUUCUUUACAGAACAAACACAAUGAUAAUUUAUAGCCAGCACCAGUUUGAAAAAAAUUCACGCCAAACAAAAUCCUGCUUUUGUUUAUAGUAGCUAUAAGUGUCACAUUUAUUUUUGUCCUAUCACCAAAGUAAAUAAAAAAGAUAAAAUUUCACUUCAGUCAGAGUGUGACUGAAAUCACCAUCCAGGGACCAUUAAAGGGAAGUACAUCUUAAGGGCUAAUGCGCUGAUAAAUCCCAGCAAUAAGUUUUUGCUUGGUGUAAAGUUAACACCUCUUUUCAGCCAAAAAAGCCACACAGAAAACAGGCACCUGCAAAACUAGUGUUGACUUCUGUAAAUGAUUUAGUUUCUGUAGUUUUCAUCCACAGUAUAAUAUUCUGGAACAAUGCAGAUAUUAGGGGCAGAUUUAGUUUAGUUGGCUGUUGCAAAUUCUCCAUUCAUGCACAACAAAAGCAAAAAGGGGAAAAUAAGAUUGAAAUGGGACAUUUGUGAUUAUCUACCCCUGCAUGCAGAUCUAACAGGCUUUUUGUCUUUUGUAUUUUUCCACCUGCUUCAUGUACUUUAUCUUUUAUUUAACAGGUUUGUUUAUAUUGUAGCGUAAUUUUAUUUUAACAAAGCAAUUCCAGUCUUUAGGAAUGCACUUUUUGAUCAUCCUCAACUAAAAACCAGAUUUGCAUUGGAGAAAAGCAGCAAGAAAGCAAACAGAUCAACAUUUGACAUGUUGAUGUGCGUGCUCUUUAACAUUCUUUUACAGAUGAAAAUACAAAUUUGAAAAUGUUCCUUUUGAAAGCUGGACCACACUUUGUGACCUUACUGCAUUCAGCUAUCACUUUCCUAUGAAUACAGUAAUCAUCCAAUGUUGACCUCCAUGAUGGCUCCCUGUGUGAUUAGAAGCAUAUUUGAUAUGAAAAUACAAAGCUUCCAUACUUUGAGUGGCAUUUCUCAAAUUUAGGACAAAGUAUGUAAAACAAUAAAAAUGCAAAUCAUGCCUGUUUGGCAGGUAGUAGAAGACAGGACAUUGCCAUCACUCAUAGAAAUGGUUUCGGUGUACUAUUGGGCUUCAUUUGGUUCAGACAUUUGAGUCUAAAUGGCUUGAAAAAUGUGUCUAGUUUCAGUGAUGUACAUUAAAUGUUCUCUGCUUUGUGUGCCUCUCUGUUUGACAGGCAUCGUAAGCCACGUUGAUUAACAUAACUUUUCCAAGAUAACGGAUGUGUAAAACUGGCAGAAGUCGCAGCACGUGUACUGUAUAGAUUGGGUUAAUUAAAUAUCCACAUGAAGAGUUUUGUUCCAAAGUGAAGAGAUAAAAAUCACAUUAUCUCUGCAUAUAGCAUCAUAACGUCUAGUGUGGAAAAAGUUAAACAAAAUCAGUCAAUCUUUAACAGAUGUAAUAAUCAAGUUUCAAGAUGAAAUUCCUAUUUUUUGAAAAGAAACUCUCCAUCACGAGCUUCGUCAGUGUGCUGUAGACUUUGUAAUGAUUUAUGGACCAGCAAUGUUUAUUCCCCACUGACUUUGACUAAUGUUUGAGUUCUGCCAAAGCCACUUCUUCCAUUAGAAAUCCAAUGUAUUGUUUCUUAUAUUUAAGUAUUUGUGCAUUGAAGAAUUCAACAUUGAAUGACAUUUUUUUAAAUGACUGAUAAUUGAAAAUGAAUGCAUACCUUUCAAUUGAUUUGAUUUUCCUACCACUGUUAUUUGAUUGUAUAGUUACAGUAGGAGCUGUAGGGAGACCAAACUACAAAUGAAUUGUGAAGUUAUUAUGGGAAGCCAGUAUAUUAUAGGAGCAAAAAGCUGUUCAGUUAGCAGGUGUUAAAUGUAUUAAUGUCCUCAAAGACAAUUUGCUGAAAUGUAAAAUGAUCAAAAUAAACAUGGACACACGCA
Oreochromis niloticus (Nile tilapia) is the source of this 11504-nucleotide messenger RNA. It is a transcript of the gene clvs2, whose product is annotated as clavesin 2. Lineage: Eukaryota; Metazoa; Chordata; Actinopteri; Cichliformes; Cichlidae. The transcript has 5 exons. Bases 979 to 1980 code for a protein of 333 amino acids. The record is from RefSeq and is a predicted model, not a curated record. Gene Ontology annotation, biological process: lysosome organization. Gene Ontology annotation, cellular component: membrane; clathrin-coated vesicle; trans-Golgi network. Gene Ontology annotation, molecular function: phosphatidylinositol bisphosphate binding.